Molecule: messenger RNA, 1203 nt
Organism: Culex quinquefasciatus (southern house mosquito)
Lineage: Eukaryota; Metazoa; Arthropoda; Insecta; Diptera; Culicidae
Product: zinc finger protein 567
Exons: 4
Coding region: 103-1173 (356 amino acids)
Cellular component (GO): nucleus
Molecular function (GO): RNA polymerase II cis-regulatory region sequence-specific DNA binding; zinc ion binding; DNA-binding transcription factor activity, RNA polymerase II-specific
Source: RefSeq, a predicted model, not a curated record
CUGUUUUCAUUCGUUUGUUUAUUAUUCAAUCUAUCAACGGAGAGUGUGAUUAAAGUUAAAUUAAAGCGAUUAAAAAUUACAGAAUUUAUUUAUUUACCAAACAUGGCAUCAAUCUGUAGAUUGUGUUUGAAUGAUGGAGCUAAUCUGGAGGAGAUCGUCAUAGCAAAAGUGUCUGAAACUGAUGAAUCUCCAGAGGGACCAGAUCUGAAUCAGCUCAUAAUUUGGUAUCUCUCGAUAGAAACGAUGCCCUCGGGAAACACCAACCUCGCCCUGAUUUGCUCAACCUGCAAAACGAUGAUCGAGCAGUGGCACGCGUUCCGGGAAUGCUGCCUCCGGAACGACGUUAUCUACCACCAGCGGAUCAACCCUGAGGAGAACGGCCACAAUCAGAACCCUGCCGUUGCCAUCGCCGAGGAGCUGGUGAAGGUUGAGAUGGGCAAUUUCUCCCGAAAACGAGGCAGACCGAGAAAAGUCCAGCCGGACGGAAAUGAGGAGGGGAAACCGUCAUCGGGCAAGAAGAAGGUGCUGGAAAAAGGUGACGAAGACGCACAGCAACAGCCGAAGGAACCUAAGCCGAGGUGUUGUCCUACGUGUGGCAAGCUCGUGAGGAACUUGGUCGUUCACCUGCGGAUGCACACCGAUGAGAGACCCUACCCAUGCCCGCACUGUCCAAAACGGUUCCACACCGUAACGAACCAGCUGGCCCAUAUCAACACCCACACGAAGGCACGCGUGUUUGGCUGCAGUAUUUGCUCGAAAACUUUUACCACGCAGGAGACUCUGCGUCAGCACCUGGCGAUCCACUCCAAGGAGCGCGCGUAUCGCUGUGAUGUGUGUUCCAAAACAUACCUCCAGCGUCCAGCGCUGGACAAGCACCGUCGUUCGCACUUUGAAACGCCCAAGGUGCCGUGUCCCGGGUGCGACAAGAUGUUCCUCGCGCAGUCCGACAUGCGAAAGCAUUACGUUACGCACAUGGAAGUUAAGCCGCAUAUCUGCGAGAUUUGUAAUCGUGGAUUUACCCGAAAGUACUACCUGACCAAUCACAUGGAUUCUCAUCACGGGGUGAAGCCAAACGCUCCGGACGGCGGAGGGCCACCGCAGGAAGCAGCGAUUCCACCGGCGAACAAUGAUUUUAAGAUUGAAUCGUUUAGUUAUACCUAUCCUCAAAUAUAGAAAAACGAACAAACCUUCGGUUGUUUCUUU